This is a messenger RNA of Trypanosoma theileri, 1554 nucleotides long. Its product is annotated as 2-hydroxyglutarate dehydrogenase. The transcript has a single exon. Lineage: Eukaryota; Euglenozoa; Kinetoplastea; Trypanosomatida; Trypanosomatidae. Gene Ontology annotation, molecular function: (S)-2-hydroxyglutarate dehydrogenase activity; (S)-2-hydroxy-acid oxidase activity. The coding region runs from base 1 to 1554 and encodes 517 amino acids. The record is from RefSeq and is a predicted model, not a curated record.
AUGACCUCAAAAUUAUUUGCAUGGUCGUGCCGUCUUGGUGUUCUUGGCGUACUCGGAGCGGCGGUGAACUAUAAAUACACUUAUGAGAAUAUACCAAAAAAUAUAACACAGACAACCUCUUCUCUUACGGAAUUUUCAAAAAGCAGUAACAGAGAAUUUUACGAUGUUGCUGUAGUGGGAGGUGGAAUCGUUGGUGUGGCCACUGUACGAGAAAUACGAAAACAAUUCCCUUCAAAACGUGUUAUUUUACUGGAGAAGGAAGCUGAUGUGGCGCAGCAUCAAUCCAGUCAUAACAGUGGUGUUGUGCAUGCAGGUAUGUAUUAUCCACAGAACUCACUCAUGGCUCGUUUGUGUCCGAGAGGUCAUGAUCUUAUGAUGGAGUACUGUAAAAAAAAUAAACUUCCUUGUGAACGUGUUGGAAAAAUUAUUGUCGCAUCAAAAGAAGCUGAAAUUCCUUUAAUUGAAAAAUUAUACAAACAAGGUGUGGAUAAUGGUGUACGAGAAUUAAAGAUGCUUCGAAGUGAGGAAGAAAUUAAGGCGAUAGAACCAAAUGUAAAAGGUGUAUCGGCUUUAUAUUCACCAGAUACAGCCAUUGCAGAUUUUAGUGCAGUAGCACGUCACAUGUUAAAAGAACUACAAACUUCUGCACAUGGUUUCUUUAAUACACAAUUUCGUUUUGAAGCAUUAGACUUUGUGGGAUUAUCCGUGCGAAACCCUACAAAGGAUGUGCCAGAGGAAAUGGUUCUUAUUCGUGGUCGUGAGGAAGGUCAGCUUGGACCUGAAAAAGUUAUUGUAACCAAAAACGUGAUCACAUGCUGUGGACUAUCUAAUGAUCUUCUUGCUCGUCGCUCUGGUAAUGUACUGGGCCGUAUUGGUAAACGAGUGUCGCAGACAUUCAGUUUCCGCGGUCGUUAUUAUCAAUUGAAGCCGGAGGCACGUGGACUUGUUUCUAUGAAUGUGUAUCCCGCCCCGGAUGACUCCAAGGGCCUCAGUGUGGGUGUUCACUUUACACCAACGGUGGAUGAACGACGUGGACAUCAAGUUAUUAUUGGACCUGGAUCGGCAAUUACAACACACCGCUACGGCUAUUCCCCAUAUUGUUUUGAUGUUGAAUACUGCUGGAACUCCAUGUUUAGCAAGGGAGGAUGGGUGAGUCUCAUGUCUAAUUUCGUUACGGUGUUCAAGACAUUCCGGGUGGAUGCUAGUCGAAGUGCUUUUAUUCACGAAGCCCGCAAGUUGGUGCCCUCCUUGAAAGACUCCGAUGUGGAAGACAGUUUCUGUGGAGUCAUGGGUGUUGCCGUGACGGAGAAUGGAACACUGGAAAUGGAUCUCGCCAUGGAACUUUCACGACCUCGCACAAUGAUUCCAACAACCGUAAAGCCUAAUCACAUGGUUGAAGUGGUAACGGAUGAAACAGCAGAAAGGUUAGUAAAAGAUAAUGGGAAUAAACCACUUAUUCUUAAUGUACGUAAUGCACCCAGUCCUGCCGCAACCGCAUCUAUGGCUAUUGCAGAAGAUAUUGUGGCAUGUGCCAAAGAAAACUUUAAAUGGUAA